AUGUCUUCUGCUUCUUGGAUCACAUCCCUUUCUUGUUCAAGCUCUGUAAUACAGUCCUCAGAGGACACCUCAGUUUCACCCAUACUUCAAUGGCUAAGAUUCAUCUUCCUCUCUCCAUGUCCUCAAAGGCUCCUCUUAUCUGCUGUUGACAUUGCGUUCUUGCUUGCCCUCCUCGUGUUUUUGAUCCCGAAGCUCUAUUCCAGAUUCAUCUCCAAUAGUCAUAGCAAUUCUGACGUCAAUAAACCUCUCAUUAGAAACAACAGAGUUCCUCUUAGAACUUCUCCAUGGUUCAUGAUCUCGCUGAUUGUGACAGUUCUUCUUGCGGUUCUUUGUACGGUUUUAUGCAUUCUGGCCUUUUGUACAAGUAACCAGCCGCAAUGGAAGCUAGUAGAUGGACUGUUUUGGCUGAUUCAAGCAAUAACUUAUGUUGUAAUAACCAUCCUAAUAGUCCAUGAGAAGAGAUUCGAAGCUGCUAUGCAUCCAUUGUCUCUUCGAAUAUUCUGGGCUGCAAACUUUGUCAUUGUCGCUUUGUUCACUGCUUCAGGGAUCAUUCGUCUAAUAUCAUUUAGAGAUUCUAGUUCUGAUUUGAGGUUGGAUGAUAUAAUUUCAUUCAUUAGCUUUCCUUUAUCGAUUAUUCUUCUAAUUGUAGCCAUUAAAGGUUCAACUGGGAUUACGGUGAGAAGAGAAUUUGAAUCAGGAAUGGAUGGGGAAGCCAGGUUGUAUGAACCACUUUUAGACAAAUCUAGUGUCAGUGGAUUUGCUUCAGCUUCUAUUAUAUCAAAAGCCUUUUGGCUUUGGAUGAAUCCUAUACUGGGCAAAGGUUAUAAAUCACCUCUCAAGAUUGAUGAUAUCCCAACCCUUUCACCGCAACAUAGAGCUGAAAGAAUGUCAGAGCUCUUUGAACUCAAUUGGCCUAAGCCUCAUGAAAAAUCAAAGCACCCUGUUCGAACCACAUUGAUUCGUUGUUUCUGGAAGGAGAUUGCUUUCACUGCCUUCCUUGCAAUUGUGAGACUUUGUGUAAUGUAUGUAGGGCCUACUCUCAUUCAAAGAUUUGUUGAUUACACAUCCGGGAUUAGGAGCUCUCCAUAUGAAGGAUACUACCUGGUAUUGACUCUCCUCAUUGCCAAGUUUGUGGAAGUUUUGACCUCGCACCAAUUCAACUUUAAUUCCCAGAAACUUGGAAUGCUUAUUCGAACCACCCUCAUUACUUCUUUGUAUAAGAAGGGCUUGAGGCUAUCAUGCUCUGCUCGACAAGCUCAUGGGGUUGGACAGAUUGUAAAUUACAUGGCAGUGGAUGCUCAGCAGCUCUCGGAUAUGAUGCUCCAGCUACAUGCCAUAUGGCUUAUGCCACUACAAGUCACUGUUGCCUUAGCUAUCCUAUAUGGUUACCUCGGUGCCUCGACGAUUAUAUCACUAAUUGGCCUAGUUGUCGUUUUAGUGUUUGUUGUGAUGGGCACUCGGCGAAACAACAGAUUCCAAUUCAAUAUAAUGAAAAAUCGUGAUUCAAGAAUGAAAGCAACAAAUGAGAUGCUUAAUUACAUGCGUGUCAUCAAGUUCCAGGCAUGGGAAGAACAUUUCAACAAGCGAAUUCAAUCUUUCCGUGAAUCAGAGUAUGGAUGGCUAUCCAAGUUCAUGUAUUCAAUAUCAGGCAAUAUGAUUGUGCUGUGGAGCACUCCACUAAUGAUAUCUACACUCACAUUUGGGAGUGCAAUUUUGUUUGGGGUUUCACUCGAUGCAGGAACAGUUUUUACCGCGACCUCGCUUUUUAAGAUGUUGCAGGAACCAAUCAGGACCUUUCCACAAUCAAUGAUCUCACUUUCGCAAGCAAUGAUCUCACUGGGGAGGUUGGAUAGAUUUAUGAUGAGUAAGGAAUUGAUUGCUGAGUCAGUGGAGAGAGUGGAAGGUUGUGAUGGUAGAACUGCGGUGGAGGUGAAAGAUGGAGUUUUUGGCUGGGAUGAUGAAGGUGGAGAAGAAGUGGUGAAAAGUUUAAAUUUUGAGAUAAAAAAAGGGGAACUUGCAGCUAUAGUUGGGACCGUUGGAUCAGGGAAGUCUUCUCUACUGGCAUCAAUUCUUGGUGAGAUGCACAAAAUAUCAGGAAGGGUAAGAGUUUAUGGGACCACAGCCUAUGUUGCACAAACAUCGUGGAUUCAAAAUGGGACAAUUCAAGAGAACAUCCUAUGUGGUUUGCCUAUGAACAGAGACAGAUACAAGGAAGUUAUCAAGGUCUGUUGCUUGGAGAAAGACUUGGAAAUGAUGGAGUACGGAGAUCAGACUGAAAUUGGAGAACGUGGCAUCAACCUCAGUGGCGGCCAGAAGCAGCGGAUCCAACUUGCCAGAGCUGUUUUUCAGGAUUGUGAUAUCUAUCUUCUUGAUGAUGUAUUUAGUGCCGUUGAUGCCCAUACUGGGUCAGAUAUAUUCAAGGAAUGUGUGAGGGGCAUCCUCAAAGAUAAAACGAUUUUACUUGUCACCCACCAAGUUGACUUCUUGCGUAAUGUUGAUCUGAUCUUAGUUAUGCGAGAUGGGAUGAUUGUGCAAUCCGGAAAAUACAAUGAUAUACUAGAAUCAGGAAUGGAUUUCAAAGCGCUAGUGACCGCCCAUGAAACUUCCAUGGAACUGGUAGAAGCAGGAACCACCUCACAUGGCCAAGGUUCCCCAAAACCACCAAAAUCUCCUCAAACAUCUUCUAACCAUGGGGAAGCAAAGGGUCAGGACCGAUCUCAAGAACAAUCCGAGUCUGAAAGGGGAACUUCUAAGCUCAUCAAAGAAGAGGAGCGAGAAACUGGGAGAGUCAGCUUACAUGUUUACAAAGUAUAUCUCACAGAG
This is a messenger RNA of Ilex paraguariensis (yerba mate), 2823 nucleotides long. Lineage: Eukaryota; Viridiplantae; Streptophyta; Magnoliopsida; Aquifoliales; Aquifoliaceae. The record is from the annotation of a GenBank genome assembly.